Messenger RNA from Ordospora pajunii, 1071 nucleotides. RefSeq lists its product as uncharacterized. NCBI's taxonomy places the organism in Eukaryota, Fungi, Microsporidia, Ordosporidae. The record is from RefSeq and is a predicted model, not a curated record. Gene Ontology annotation, biological process: mRNA cis splicing, via spliceosome. Gene Ontology annotation, cellular component: precatalytic spliceosome. Gene Ontology annotation, molecular function: nucleic acid binding. The coding region runs from base 1 to 1071 and encodes 356 amino acids. The transcript has a single exon.
AUGCAGGUGAUCAGGCUGGACAAGAGGUUUAGAAGAAUGAAUCUGUUUGAUGUUGGAGGAUGCAUUAUUGAUGGAAUUGAGUACCUUGAGGAAAUUUUGGAGUCGAACAUGAAUGCUACUAAAGAGGACGACAAGCAUCUGUAUAUGCCUUUGAUGAUUGGAAAGCUAAAGACAGAUGACUUUACUGAAGAGGACUGCAGAAACGGGCUUUUGAUUGUGUGUGUGAGUUUGCUAGAGACCAAUUCUGUAAACGAAUUCCUGAAGCGAUUUUUCCAGAGAUUUACAGUAAGGACAGUUGAAGAGUGGAAGGAAAUUGAGUUUUGUUCUCUGGAUGAUGCAUCAAGAUGUCUGUGUCUCAGCAACAAAGAUAUUGCUUUUUAUAGGCCAAGGAGAUAUAUUGAGCUUCCGAAUGAAUCUGAUGUAAAGAUGAGCGGAAGCAAGUACUGCCAGGAUAUUCCCUGCACAGAAAAUAAGAUUAUUUUGGGACCGCUGGAUGUGAACUAUGCUGACCUUAGGGAUGCACUUGACAGGAUUGCACCUCUUCGAGGCUUCAGAGUGUGUGAAGAUGCAAGGUAUUUUGUAUUCACCUUUAUGGACGAUGAUUUCUGUGAUGCAUUUGUGAGAGUUACAAGCCAUGUUUAUAUGGCUGAUUGCAGCCAGCCGCUUGUGUCCAGAAAGGCAUAUGACGGAUGUGUUCUACUGGACCUUGGGCGAAAUGUUCCGAAGAUUGCACCAAGAAGGCUUGCAGGACGUGUUGCGCUCAGCAAGGAGCGAACACGCAUUGUUGUGCUGCUGAAUGUUGUUUCAUCAUGCGAUGAUGUUGUGGAAGAGAUUUUGCACGAAGUAAAAGAGCAAUGCAAAUAUUGUGGAGAUAUACGCAAUGUGGUUGUUCCUGCUUUAAAGCACGGGUUUAAAAGACAGCCAGGAAGCUCAACGAUUUUUAUUGAGUGUGGUGAUAUUGAGACAUCCGAAAAGGUGUAUAGAGAGUUCGGGGGGCUUGUGUAUGACGAACGAAUAGUUGUUGCAGGAUACUAUCCCGAGAUGAAUUAUGUGGCAGGAGAAUAUGAAUGA